AUGUGCAACGCGUUUUCGAUCUUUUUCAAAUGCGGGCACCUCGAGAACGCCCAGGGUAUCCCGUGUGGAGGACCAGACUGUCCAGCCUCUUUCAGGCAGCUUACAAGCCAUCAGGUCUGUCUAAACUGCGCUCCUUACGAGUACAUGGACAUGCGUCACGCGAACAUGAACCAACCUGCCGUAUAUGAUGACUUUCUGUUCGAACGAAACUUCGAUAUCGAAAUGAUCGACCCUGAAAUCUACAAUGGCAUCGCGGGAGUUGAUGAACGGAGCAUCUCAUUUGAGCAGCUAGAGAACUCCAACCCAAGCCGUCACCAGGGCAUCCAGCUUGAUAUUCCAGCAGAGCUAGAUGGUGGCAUCCAGGGGCUCCAGAUCGAGGCUCCACCUCGCCCUACCUUCAUCUACCCUCCUCCUGUCAAUCCGCUUUUCGGUUGGGACCACAUGGGGCAAAUCCACCAACACCCAAGCUACCAAGACUAUGCACCCAGCCCAGAGGGGGAAGAUGUUUCUUGCGCCCCUCAAGCUCCUGUCAUGCCUUCUUCUUCUUCCUACAGGCCCUUUGGGGAUAGUGACAUGAUAGCUGAGUACGCCACUCCUUCCCCCCCGUUUAUGCCGUGGCUACGGAAUAAAGCGGUCUUCAGCUCCGACGAAUUCUCUGGCAGUGCACCACUAGCAUCUAGACGCCCAAAUCCACGUGAACUAAGUCCUACCCCUGGUACACGUGGCCAUGAGACGUUUCUAGACGCAGCGUCCGCGAUCUUGGACCUUCCAUUGCCAUGGCACCAGAAUAAUACCUUACGUGAAUUCCUGGCUGAACAUGAAGAUGGAGAUAGUUCUGAGGAUGAAGAUGAAGAGGAAAUUGACCAUUCGGUUCCCCAAUUUGCGAAGAUACGCCAGCCGAACUUUUUACGCGACGAUUAUGACGAGUUACCACCGCUGAAGGGCCUGGCCGCCUCGACUAGCGGCUAUGCUAAGCUUGGCACCACUCAAAAGCCUACACCAGCCGAUACCGAAGAUGGCACUGCCAGUAAGUCUGGAACUGUUACCAGAACUUUUCCUGCCGUCAAAUCCGGGCCUUACUCCCUUGCUCGCUCUAGUUGA
This is a messenger RNA of Microsporum canis CBS 113480, 1101 nucleotides long. RefSeq lists its product as uncharacterized. Lineage: Eukaryota; Fungi; Ascomycota; Eurotiomycetes; Onygenales; Arthrodermataceae. The transcript has a single exon. The record is from RefSeq and is a predicted model, not a curated record. The coding region runs from base 1 to 1101 and encodes 366 amino acids.